UCAUGGUCUCUGCGCCAGGAUGAACACGUCAAAGCGGUUACCUCAUAUUGCAGCAUAAGCAGGACUGACUUAAAGUCGCUGGAUUUAGUGGUGGAUUUGUUAUCUGCGGCACACCAAAUCCUUUUGGAAGAUUGGCCUUUCAAAAAAGGUGUUCUUUUGAAAUAGCGACCCUUCAUGGAUAACAUGGUGACUACUGACUGAUGGAUUAGGUGCAAGACUUAAAAGUUGAAUUAGUUGGCCUAAACUUUUGACAGAGUGAGCAAGUUAUUUGUAUAAGGUACAUUUUUGAAAGAGUCGGCCUUUUCAAUUCAUGAUGAAGACUAGAAUUAUUUUCUGCGCUGCGGUAUGCUUGGCCUUCCUAGUUGUUAUUCUUUUGGCUCUGCUUUCGCCGGUCCCCAACAAAAAGCAGUCGAAGCACGGCAGAAAACCAUCGUGGGCGGACCUGUCCCUCUACAUUCAGCAGCCACAUUCUACAGGAAAUGCUAAAUCUAACAAUAUGCAGCCCGUACCAAGAUCCGAUUCUGGGGUUUUCGUAUUCCUACGAACGCUCACGGAGGGACCUGAGAACACUUCCCGGAUUGUUGGAAAUGCUCGAGGUUUCAUUAUUCCUAACGAACAGUUUGCUCAUUCUUCAUUCAAUGUCAUCUAUCUCAGUUUCGACACACCGGAAUAUUCAGGCAGCCUGAGCGUGCACGCCAAGCAUAUUGGACAUGAGAAUAGAGAACUGGCGGUGGUAGGGGGGACAGGUUCUUUUGCUUUUGCACAAGGGAUAGCUAUUUUUCUACAGACAGAUGGGCAGGCAUCUGUUACAGAUACAACUUAUCAUUUAAAGCUUCAACUUCAAUUCCCCAAAUGACAGUGCAAAGUAGUCCCACAUGCUUCUUUCUUUUGUGAUAUAUAAAGCACAAUUUUGUGUACCAAUGGGGAUGCAUGACCAUGUUCCUCGUCAUUCCAGUUGUAAAAACUGCUUGGCUAAGACAUGCUUUGGUAUUCAAUAAUUAUAUGGCCAUGGGUUGCUCCUAAA
Momordica charantia (bitter melon) is the source of this 1024-nucleotide messenger RNA. Its product is annotated as Disease resistance-responsive (dirigent-like protein) family protein. The record is from RefSeq and is a predicted model, not a curated record. Lineage: Eukaryota; Viridiplantae; Streptophyta; Magnoliopsida; Cucurbitales; Cucurbitaceae.